AUGGCUGCCUUCCUCACUACCCCAGAUUCCAGGAUCUUGACUUGUCCUGCACAAGCCAGCUUUGCUUCUGCUCCUGAGAAGUGCCAAGAUUCUGAAACGCUGACUCCAGUUGCCUUCUCAUACCUAGACUUUGGGCUGCUUUCCGGAUACAUGCAUAAGCAAGUCCUUGUCACUGCUACCCAUCCUACCUGCACCCUGCUUUUUCCUUCUGGCUACACUUGUGUUCAUUUCUCUCCCUCCCCCGUCCAUCCUCUGGGCACAAUUCAAAAAGGAUGGAAAAAGUACUGUGGCCAGAAGUCUCUGAGUGAGGCAACAAUGGACGAAUAUUUAGGCAGCUUAGGGCUGUUUCGAAAGCUGACUGUCAAGGAUGCCUCUUGCCUCUUUCAGGCUAUUUCGGAGCAGUUGUUUUGCAGCCUGUUCCAUCAUUUGGAAAUCAGGAAGGCUUGUGUCUCAUAUAUGAGAGAAAAUCAACAAACUUUUGGGUCUUAUGUGGAGGGACCUUUUGAGAAAUACCUGGAAUGGUUGGGAGAUCCCAAGGAAAGUGCUGGCCAGCUGGAAUUAAGAGCUCUUCCUCUAAUUUAUAAUCAAGGUUUCAUUCUUUAUCGCAAUUCUUGAAAGCCUCCAACUUAUGUCACAGAUAAUGGCUAUGAAGACAAGAUUCUACUCUGCUAUUCAAGUAAUGGUCCUUAUGAUUCAGUGUACUCAAAACAGUUUCAGUCAAGUGCAGAUGUUUGUCAAGCUGUACUGUAUGAAAUUCUCUAUAAAAAUGUGUUUGUUGUGGAUGAAGAAGCAUUGAAGACUGCAGUUGAAUUGUUUCAAAGUAGUUCCAAGAAGAACAGAAACAAUGCUGUCACUGGCAGUGAGGAUGCCCAUGAUGCCUACAAGAGUUUAACUCAGGAUAGGACUGAAGAGUGGGGUGAUUGCUGCAAUGUUGAAAAUACACCAGAGGGGUACAGUGGAGGAACAGAAGAAGCAAAGUCUCCAGAAAAUCCAUCAAAGAUGCUCUUCCCCUAUAAGGUGCUCAAAGCUCUGGAUCCAGAAAUCUAUCAUAAUGUAGAAUUUAAUGUUUGGUUGGACAGCAGAAAAGAACUUCAAAAAACUGAUUACAUGGAAUAUGCUGGACAUUACUAUUUUGGAGACAAGUGUCAAGUUCACUUGGAAUCAAAUGGAAAAUAUUAUAAUGCUCAUGUACAGGAAGUUGGAAAUGAGAACAAUUCAGUAACAGUCUUCACUGAAGAAUUGGCAGGAAAGCAUGUUGUUCCACUGGCUAACUUAAAACCAGUUACUCAAGUGACACCUGUUCCUGCCUGGAAUGCUAUGCCUAGUCAGAAAGGAAGAGGUUACCAGAAAAUGUCCGGGGGCUAUUUCCCAGAAAUGGUAAUGCCUGAAAUAGGUGUGAAGCAACAGAAGAUAUUCAGGAGAGUGAAAGGAAAAGAAAUGUAUAUGUCUGCGGCUUACAGCAGGGGAGACAGCCUGCCUGUACCCAGGCUUCAGCAUAGUAUCAUGCAUUAUGGGCAUGACCCUGCAAUGCACUCCUCACAGACAGCUGGCGAUGUUAUAGCUAAUGAACAUUUUCAUCCUCAACAUUCAUCUCAGAGACAAGGUCGGGGAUAUGGGAUGCCCAGGGACUCAUCUCGCUCUAUAAACAGGCCCAAUAUGGCAGACCCUAAAGUUGGUUUUUACCCUGGCCCAGGGAAGAAGUGCUGCCAGAGCUAUGAUAACUUCUCCUGUAGAUCUCGUUCCUUUAGAUGUAGUCACCGCCAGAUGCAAUGCACGAAUAAGGAGUGCCAAUAUAGCUUUGCCCCAGAAAAUGGACAGAUGCCCCAGGGUUUGGAAGAAACCAUUACUUUUUAUGAAAUUGAAGAAGGGGGUGAGACUGUUUAUCCAACUUUACCUAAUAAUGGAAGGUCCUCCACAAUGGUUCCUCCUGCUUCAACAUACUGUGUUGCAAGGCAAGGACAUAACUCAGGCAAACAGACUUUGAGUUCAGAGGAGGGUGAUGGCCAAAGUGACAACGUGAUUGUUUCACCGCCCUAUCCAUACCUCUCUGCUCCUGUGCCUGCUGUUGCUGCCUCUCUACCACCACCGCCACCGCCACCGCCGCCUCCUCCUCCUUCUCUACCUCCUCCUAUUCCUGCUGAGGUAGGAGAGGCUUCAAACUUACCACCGCCUCCUCCACCUUAUUCCUGUGAUCCAAGUAGCAGUGACCUGCCACAAGAUACAAAAGUUUUGCAGUACUAUUUCAACCUGGGACUGCAGUGCUAUCACCACAACUACUGGCACUCCAUGGUCUGUGUGCCACAGAUGCAGCAACACCAUCUUCAUGUAGAGAAUUAUCCAGUCUGUACUGAGACACCUACUCUGGUAGAUCAGACCAUCCUCCUGUUGUACACUGAGGUGGGGAGACAAGGUGGCGCACAAGUGGAAGCAUCAGCAAAUGGUAACUUUCCAAAUGGCAACCCUGCACCUGUCCCUCAAGGAGCAGUCUAUUUUCCGGUGAUGUUGGAUCCCUGUGGGCAGCCACCUUUGCCUAGUUUUGAUUCCUGAUUUCCCAUUGUGCCAGAUUAUUCCUUUGUUGCCCCCUGGCAUCCCAUUGGUGCAGCAUAUGGUGGUUCUCCUCAGAUUCAUGGUGCUAUGAAUCCUGGGCCAGCUGGCUAUGUUGCUUCACCUUCCUCAGCUUGUCAUUAUGUACCUCAGAAUAUGUAA
Messenger RNA from Pteronotus mesoamericanus, 2706 nucleotides. RefSeq names its product putative bifunctional UDP-N-acetylglucosamine transferase and deubiquitinase ALG13. Gene Ontology annotation, biological process: protein deubiquitination. Lineage: Eukaryota; Metazoa; Chordata; Mammalia; Chiroptera; Mormoopidae. The record is from RefSeq and is a predicted model, not a curated record. Gene Ontology annotation, molecular function: cysteine-type deubiquitinase activity.